AUAAUGUAAAGAGUUUUUUAAUAAAUGGGAAGAAUUGCAAUUCCUCAUCCCAGACUGAUGUCAUCAUCAAACUUAUAUUCACCAUCAGUCUAUUUAUAGGCUUUGCGUAUUUAGAGAUAAUAGAUUCCUCAAAGUUAGAUUUUUGCAUCACUUACAAGAGAUACUAUAAUUAAUCAUUACUGUGAAUAAUCAAUUGCAGUUUUAGAUUGUUUGAGUAAGAAAAAGAAAAGAGCUAGAAAGAAGUAAAUUAGAAGAAAGGGCAAUAAAAUUAUCAAUGCCAGAAAUAGAUGAG
Molecule: messenger RNA, 292 nt
Organism: Paramecium primaurelia
Lineage: Eukaryota; Ciliophora; Oligohymenophorea; Peniculida; Parameciidae
Source: the annotation of a GenBank genome assembly